AACAUCGUAACUCGUACCCGCAGUCCCGUCGAGACGUCGUAAGCGCACCACGCUCCGGUCUCUCACUUUCGCGGGAAAGCUCCACUGCGCGCGCACGCGAAAAACUAAAAGUGCCAGUGCAAUUAUUUAUACAUUUCAUAAUUUUGUGUGCAAUAUAGACACAAAGUAGAUGUUAUUCGUGGUAGCAUUAGGAAGGUAAUCGGGGCAGAUAGUAUUAACGGUCUCCGCGCUCAAGUGUGGCAGACCGCAAGCAUGACGAGCGCCAGGGACUGCGCUCUUGUGCUCCUCUUCUUGAUUCCGGCCGUGUUAGCACAAGACUAUGAUGUAACAGACAUCCAAUGCACGUUCGCCAGUGGCGGGUCUGGGAUCCGAGACUCCGUGACAGCGUUGCUGAGAAAGCCAGAGGGGUUCCGUGGUGCGCCUCUCUUUGCCGACGACCGCACAACCGACCCCAUUGGCGACCCCGUGUGUCAAAUCAGACCCGAACCUGAUGACCCCACCGGGUUGCUCUACAGGCUGAGAAUUAACGACUUCACCAAAUGCGGUGUUUUGAAAAGAAAUGGCUUCGUGCACGUUCGAAUCUGGUUCCCGCAGUUCCCAGGGGUGGUGAUGCAGUCGGACCAGGAGCUCAUCAUCAUGUGCAAGCCUCCAGAGCCGACCAUCAUAGAGAACAAGGCAGCUGGCUUUGCUGGUAGCUUAAAACUUUCCAGUCCUCACGGCGCGCGCGUGUCCGGUGUGGUGGAGGAGACGCCGGGCCGCCUGGAGUACGAGGUUGCCCUGUACAAGGAGGCCCCCCCGGUCUCACGCCACUCCAACCUGUCCGUGGACAUGCCUGUCGACCAGGUAAAUACUGCUGUACCAAUUGGCACAAAACUUCAGCUGCGAGCUCGCAUCAACCCCGACUCUGCGUGGCGCCACAUAAAGCUGCUGGAGGUGGCCGUCUCGCCUGACCCGGACCGACCACACGCGCCUGGUGCUGUUCUAUUGGUAAAAGAUGGAUGCCGGAACCGAGAUUUCGCCUCAAUCAUCCCGCACCAACCAGCGCGGUACCGCGAGCGACACAACGAAGUGUUCCUAGACUUCGAGGCGUUCCUCCUGGCGUCUAUGAAGGAGCGCUCCACACUUUGGAUACACUCGCAGAUCAAAGCCUGCAUGGACGUUGCUGACUGCCAGCCGGAUUACUGCCUAGAUUUGUUUGAACCUUCAGGUCACGGUCGGCGCAGAAGAUCGCUGCCUGAAUCCAGUUCGUCGUACAACAUAACCAGCUCCGCUCUGGUCGCUGACAAUGGCACCACACCGUUCACGAGGUUCAAAGAGAACCUGGAGUACACAGUUGUGAUGCCUGGAGAGCUGUUCCACCGGACGCAGUUGGAGGGGAACUGCGCUACCUCCAUGAUGGUUGCCGUCGCAUUGGGAGCGUUACUGUUCAUGUCAGCAUUGCUGAUGUGCUAUCUGGCAACAAAAUUGAAUUCAACGAUGCUCAAAAAUAGCAGCCUACACGCGCCUUCAGGAAAAGGUUUCGAGCAAAUACUACGAGAACUGGCACAACAUUCGUUGCCCGAAACGGGUUAUACGGGUCGACCGACCGUGCAAUGAUUUGAAUGUAUAUAUUUUAUUAUAAUAAAAUAAUAAGGUUUAUUGAAUACAAACGGAUCAAUAAAACAAUAUAAAAGACGUCUGUAAAGUAGGUAUUUUAUUGUACUUUAUAAGUUUAUACUUUAUCGGCAAUUAUCUAUAUAUAUUUACAAAUUAUUUAAUUUAAAAUGGUUGUUUGUUUACGCGAGCCACACACGAUCAAGUAUACUAAGUAGUUUACCUAAAUAUUUACUUUUCUAAACCAUACCCAUAACCAUUCAUAGCAUCAAUAGCUCAACGGUAAGAGCGGUCGGACUUACCGCCGAGGGGUGGUGGCUCGAUCCCCGCCCUGUUGGUCUAUUGUCGUACCCACUCCUGAUACAGUCUUUCCCGACUAGUUGGAGGGGAAUAGGAAUAAUGACCAUAUUUAAAAGAUAUGGCAAAUAUUCUUUUAUCAAAAAAAAAAAUACCCGUAAGCAUACUUUGGUAUUUUUUUCACUAGGUACCCACAUCCCUAAGCGCGCUGCAACUUGACGGUAAACUUGAUCAUGUGUGUCUGGCGUUACAUAUGAUGUCAGUGGCGGAUUUACCCUAAGGCUCAGUAGGCCUAGCCUAGGUCAGCCAGAAGGGGCAGCAAUUCGUGACAAAAAAUUUGGGAAUAAGCAAUGAGUAACAAAAUUUCACCAUUAUAACAAUAAUUUCUAAUUGUAUAACGUCC
Messenger RNA from Bicyclus anynana (squinting bush brown), 2293 nucleotides. RefSeq lists its product as uncharacterized. The transcript has 9 exons. The coding region runs from base 253 to 1596 and encodes 447 amino acids. NCBI's taxonomy places the organism in Eukaryota, Metazoa, Arthropoda, Insecta, Lepidoptera, Nymphalidae. The record is from RefSeq and is a predicted model, not a curated record.